Pieris macdunnoughi is the source of this 1461-nucleotide messenger RNA. NCBI's taxonomy places the organism in Eukaryota, Metazoa, Arthropoda, Insecta, Lepidoptera, Pieridae. The record is from the annotation of a GenBank genome assembly.
AUGGUAAUAAUAACAUCUGUUGUAUUGAAGAGAAGUUUAUUUCAACUUAACAGUGUCUACCGAGGUCAAAUCUAUCGAACUAUGGCAUCACAACCAUUGACUUUGGAAAAUAUCAGCAAACUAAGAGAUGACUUCUACAAAUGCCCAAAAAAUGAACUUGCACAGAAUGUAUGCACAAGGUUUGAUCCCUUUGAAGUUGCUAUCAGUAAGAGAAAGACGGAUACGCAACUACAUGUUUAUAACAUCAAGGUUGAAAGUGAAGGGAAGCCGGUAACAAAUCAAGAGAACUCUGGUCGCUGCUGGCUUUUUGCUGCUCUGAAUGUAAUGAGACUUCCUUUUAUGAAGAAAUAUGGCCUGGAAGAGUUUGAAUUUUCUCAAAGUUACCUGUUCUUCUGGGACAAAAUAGAGCGUUCAUACUACUGGCUCAACAACAUUGUGUCAACUGCGAAGCAGGGCGAAACCCUUGAUGGAAGAUUAGUUAACUUCCUACUGAAGGACCCAAUAAAUGAUGGGGGCCAAUGGGACAUGAUUGUUAACCUGGUGAAUAAAUAUGGUCUCAUGCCUAAGAAGUGCUUCCCGGAGUCAUUUAGCUCACGGAAAAGUCUGCAUAUGAACGCCAUCAUUAAGACGAAGUUACGCGAAUUCGCUAAGGAGUUGCGUGAAUUGGUGUCUAAUAAAUCAUCGGAUGAGGAGGUACAGGCAACCGUGGACAAACAGAUCGCUGUUAUAUACCACAUCGUGUGCACUUGCUUAGGAACUCCUCCGGAUAAAUUCACUUUUGAGUUUUACAACAAAGAGAAAGCGUAUAAAAACUUCGGACCACUCACACCGCAAGAGUUUUACAAUCAACACAUACGUUCACUGUAUAACGUAGAUGAUAAGGUGUGUCUAGUCAACGAUCCACGGGAAACGAAUCCGUUCGGUGGCCUUUACACGCUGCAGUGUUUGGGCAACGUUGUGGGAGGAAGAGAGACGGCAUACAACAACCAACCAAUCGAGACUCUAAUGAAAGUUGUAAAAGAUAGUAUAGCAGGUGGUGAAGCGGUUUGGUUUGGUUGUGAGGUGUCCAAACGAUUUGAGAGGAAAAACGGGCUGGAAGAUCUCGACGCCCAAGACUACAAGUUGGUGUUCAACACAGAGGUCCAAAUAGGUCUCCAAAAAGCUGACAGACUGUUGUACGGGGACUCCUGUAUGACACACGCGAUGGUCUUCACGGCCGUGGGUACAGACGAGGCUGGCAACCCUCGUAAGUUCCGAGUGGAAAACUCGUAUAGCGAUAAGGAAUACGACAAGGGAUACUUACUACUCACUGAACCGUGGUUUAGGGAGUUUGUGUUCGAGGUGGUCGUAGACAAGAAGUAUGUACCAACUGAAGUUCUGGAUGUAUUUAAAAAGAAGGCCGUGGUGCUGCCCGCCUGGGAUCCAAUGGGCACUCUCGCCUGUCCACUUUGCUCACAAUAA